CCCGAAACUUCACAUGAGCACCCAACCAGCAGCCAGCUUCCACCUGUGACACAUUCCAUAGUCUGUCUCCUCUCCCUGUGAGGAGAGGGAUGUCAUGUUGAGGGUCAAAGAAGACAUGCUUCACAUGACAGAUCUUUUCACAGAGCGUGAAGUUGCUGUUCAGCAGUUUUUUUAUCCUCACAGACCUCGAUAAAGUCAUGACCUCUAGAAAAUUCUGUUUUUUACAACCGAAUGGCUGAAGAGGCCCCUGACAGGCGGGUGUGAGAAAGCUAUCAGGGUCACAAAGUGGCCAAAUGAAAGCUACCAGCUGUCCUGAGAGGGUGUAUUGAAGACGUUUCAGAAGAAGAAGCUAAUCGUCUCAGGAGAGCCUCUGGGAGAAUCAGCUACUCAUACCUGGAUUGUUGGAGGGAUCCGUGGUCUGUCUCAUACCCUAGGACCUGAGACAUCUCUUUCUGGAUUAAGUCUGAAGGCCUCAUCGACAAAAGCUCAGCAGCUGCUUCACCUGGGCAGUCUUGCAGGAACCGGAAUCCCGCCACAUGCAGAUCAAGGAGAAAAAGGGAGGGUCCCCUGGCCAUCGCCAAAGGGCAUCCCCCCUCUCAGUCCACAGGAAGCUCAGCAGAGUCCCCCCCAAAGAUGUCUUCAAUGAUAUGAUGUUUGUGGUCGGGGGAUGGACCCAGGAGGACCCGUCUUGUCUGGUAGAACAGUUCUCUCCUGAGUACAACGAGUGGAGAUCAGCAUCACGCAUGGUCAACAGUCGUGGUGGUGUUGCUGUAGGCACACUGGACGGCAGAAUCUACACCGUCGGAGGCGAAGACAAAGUCAGAUGUUACAGCAGCGUGGAGAGGUACAAUCCAGACACAGACAGCUGGAGCACAGAUGUAGCACCCUUGAGCAGCCCCCGCAGCGGUGUGUGUCUGGUGGAGAUGGACGGCUACCUUUAUGCUAUUGGAGGACACGAUGGCAUUACUGCCAUGAACACUGUGGAGAGGUAUGAUCCAAAAAUGAACUCAUGGAGCAAGCAGGCACCGAUGCUGACCAGACGCACCAGAGCUGUCGUCGCAGUGCUGGAGGGUCACCUGUAUGUGAUCGGAGGGAAUGAUGGUGAUAUGGCUCUGAGCUCAGUGGAGCGGUACAACCCUGUAGACGGUACCUGGUCGAUAUGCGCCCACAUGCUGAGCCCCAGGGAGAACGCAGGCUGCACCGUGUAUCUCGGACACAUCUAUGUGGCUGGGGGCAGAGACGAACUCAACCUGCAGCUCUGCGCUGUGGAGAGGUUUCACCCAGACGCCAUGAGGUGGACUCCUGUCAAACGUAUGAGGAGUAAGAGGGACAACAUGUCCCUUGUAGUCUUCAAUGGCGCCAUGCUGGCAGUGGGAGGCUCUGAUGAAGUCACCAACCUGAAAACAAUCGAAGCUUACUGUCACGAAACAAACACAUGGAGACACUUUGGAAGCAUGAAGAGCAAGCAUCCGGGCGGGAGAGUGGCUGUGCUGUGCUGAGCUGAGACUCCACAAAGCAGGCAUUAUAUGAGCAGGACAGAGGUGUUAGAGAGAAAUAGCCUAAUGGAUGCACGCCAGGCUCCAGGACACAUUGUAAUACGGUUCAAUCGAGGGAGCGUAAUGACUGAAUAAUUGAAGAGUUCACUCCAAAAUGAGACAUCGCUGCAUUAGUCAAAGCUGGCAGCUGCUGUUGCAAAACAACCAAGAGCAUCAAAUUAAAGCACAUUAUAGGGUACCAGGUGACUGUUGAAGUUAGGCGCCUUUUCAUGCCUCUCACUUUCAAAACAGACCUCUUUUUAUGGAGAUGAGUCAGCGGAUAAUUGAUUUCAGGUUUAGCUGCCAAUCACAGAUUAUACAGUCCAAUUCCCACAUUAAUAUUUAAAGAAAAAGAUAUCAAAAUGAAUGAUAGAUUUACAAACCACAUGAUGAAACCAUCUCCAUUUGGAUUUUUUGAAUAAACCUGUAAUUGGAUUAUACUCCAAAUUCCUUAUUUUAGCUCUAAACACAAUAAGAGAUAAGAGCGUUACAGUGUUAAGUGUGAAAAAUCAAUCAAGUGAUUAAGAGCAUCUUCUAAAUAUUGUGAUUUAUGUAGUAAUUAAUUAUUGAUGCAGAGUAACAGGUGUGAGUCAAGAGAUAGAGGGAUUAUGGAAAUAAUGCAGGUGUUUGACUGCAGAAUGUGCAGGAAUAGUAAGGGGAGACGUUUUUGUCUACUGUAUUUUAAAAUGCAAGUAGUAACCUUGAUGUUGUGUAAAAGGAUGCUUUGAAGGUGAGAAACUCUGAUGUUUGUUGGUAGUGAAGAAAGUAUAUUGAAUGUAUAGAGUUAGGGUGUGUCUAAUGAGCUUUAAUGAAGUGCUACAAAUUU
Molecule: messenger RNA, 2361 nt
Organism: Notolabrus celidotus (New Zealand spotty)
Lineage: Eukaryota; Metazoa; Chordata; Actinopteri; Labriformes; Labridae
Product: kelch-like protein 20
Exons: 9
Coding region: 537-1499 (320 amino acids)
Molecular function (GO): protein binding
Source: RefSeq, a predicted model, not a curated record